Ceraceosorus bombacis is the source of this 2759-nucleotide messenger RNA. The record is from the annotation of a GenBank genome assembly. NCBI's taxonomy places the organism in Eukaryota, Fungi, Basidiomycota, Exobasidiomycetes, Ceraceosorales, Ceraceosoraceae.
AUGCACGCAGCCGAGAAUAGCGCCGCAGAAUCCAUGCUGGGCUUAAGCAGGAGUACGGAGGAUGCAGACCCGAGUCGACAUGCGCGAUCUCUUCCACCGCCCACGCAAAACCUCCCGAGCAUCAAGCACCUGCUCGCCCUUGAUCAACCCGGUGAGUUCAGGCAGAGUUAUCCGCGAUGACUGCAGUGGUGUUGCUGGGUGCGAGAGCAGGUCCCCUCGGUGGCUUCUCGUCUUCGAUGCGAACCUCGUGAUGACGCCUUUGGUGUGAAUACAUACUCACCCCCUGCUGUCUCUUCUUUGCAUUAGAGGAUGUCGACUUCAGGUCCCGCUUGGAUGCGUCGCAGCCCGCUUCUGCUGAUCCGGCUUUCCCCGCUUCUGGCCUUUCCGCCGAUCGCGUUCGUGAAGAGAGAUUUCAGCCGCGAUUUGCUUCGCAGGACAAGACGUUGCCCCGCGUUGCACCGCUUGCACCUUGGCCAGACGACCGAUCCGUCGUCAGGGCUCAUCCACAACAGCGCUCACCUGCUCAUCAUGUGGUGACAAUCUCAGACCCGUCGCCGAUGUUUGUGACGCAAGCCCUGCCUAUCGUGGACAGCCCAGCCACACCUCAUCGGCAGAUCAGUCAAGCCGGCGAUCGCUCAAGGAAACGUUUCGGAAACGAUCCUUGCACGCCCGACGGCGGCAUGACCCCUGCAGGUGCCCCGUCAGGCCGUCGACGACAUACUCUAGGUGCGAUGGAUGAGCCUCCUGAUCUUCCAUCUCGUGUCUCCGCAGCGCCAACGCUUGUCGCAACUCACGAUGGCCCUGCUGUGCCGACCCCUCGUCGCGGUCCGUAUGACACUCCCAGGGCAGUGGUCACUGCUGCUGCUACGACACACGGCGACCGAAUGCCCAACCAAAUAGCCUCACCCACGGCCUUCUCCAAUGCGAGGCGUGCCGCUAGCGACGCUCGUGCUGAGCAGCUGCACCGUCAACGCUAUGACAGCGGGUCUCGCGAGCACAUGGGCUAUCCUACGUCGGCUCCACAACUUCCACAUCACCUCGACAGAUCCCGCAUCUCCUCGCUGGAGAGCAAGCCCUCAAGCGUACCCUUUCGCCACCAUCCACAAGGCUACGGCUCGUCCAGCUCUACGUGGAGCUCUUCUCGCUCUGACGUGGUUAGUCCCUUUGGCGGUCCAAGCGGUCUGCAUAGCCGAAGUUCGACACAAGAAAGCUUCGAGCUUCCCGGCAUGCACGCAUCGGUCGGCAAGCAGCCUCCAAACGUGUAUAUGGAAGGGGGCCAAGACAGGCGGCACGACGAGUCGGCCAGCAGAUCCGCAGCAUUGCGACCUCCUGAGCCUGCUAGAGAUGCUCAGCGCGCUCGCCACCAAAGCAUGUGGGCUCCACAAGGCUGGCCUGAAGGUGCAAUGGCGAUGGGCGAAGAUCUCCGCUCAGGCGUACCAAGACCCAGGGCUCAGACCAUGACAACGUCCGGCCGUCCGAUCGCACCUCUGCCCUCCUCAUCGGCUCAUCAACAGCACCGCCUUCCACACACGUCGGCGCAAUUUGAAUUCCCCGAACGCGGCGGCUGGGCGGCCAAUCAAAGCAUGCGCGGGCCUCAAGAACAAGAAUACUCACCUCACCACUCAUCCGCCGAUCCUCCCUUCUCCAUGGAUGUAGACCAUCCACGCACCAUCCCUCGAGGCAUGCAUAGAAGCUACUCACAAGACCUCCGGCACACUGCUCAGAUGCAUUCACACCCUGGGCACGGCGCCGUCGCGGUUCGCCGCCCAGACUCGUCCGGAGGCUUGUCCUCGAGCUCAUCUGCAGGACGAAUGCCCGCGGCUCCCGGCGGUACCAUUGCGCCCGGCACUUUGAAGUACAUGUGCGUGUGGUGCUUCAAGCGCUUCAGCCGUCCCUCUAGUCUACGCAUCCAUGAGCACUCGUGAGUUGGAGUGCGCAACAAGAGGCAGACUUAGCAGACUGAUCAAUGCUCUUUUUCUGUGCGCAGCCAUACUGGCGAGAAGCCGUUCGUGUGCAAGGAAGUUGGAUGUGGAAGAUGCUUUAGCGUGCAUUCCAAUCUGCGUCGGCACCAGAAAGCUCACCAUGCUGCCAGCGAGAAAAAUGGCGACGGUAAGGCUGGCGCUUCACAAAGACCUCCAUCCGCCUCGCAGCACGCGCCUCCCUUCGCUGCACAACAGCAGGGCGUAUACAUGACUAGGCCAGAUGCGGCUCACCGGGUCCAGACCAGUGUCGAGCAAGCGCCCUUCGCUCUCGCGACCCAUCGAGCGCAUCCACCUCUAAGUCGCUCCGCAUAUGAGCAGGGUUCCCGCGCGUCACUUGCCGCACAGCACUGGCCUGGCGCGGCGGGCUAUGGACGGCAGGUGUCCAGCCGCGAGCGCAACCUAUCAGGAUCUUCGGGCGAAGGCGACGAGGACUCCGAUCGUCAGCGAUAUCGUCCUUUGGGCGAGUCUCUCACGCAUUCUGCCAAGCCCACGCCAUCCUUUUCGGCUCCGUUGCCCACGGGCCGCCCUGACCAUCCCAAUCCCGACUCGUCGGUAGCGCCUGCCUUCUUUCCUGCAAGGAUCUCUUCGCGUCCACAAGCUGCGCAAAUGCAACAAACACCUCUCCAAGCUCUGUCGCCCGAAGCCGUCUCUGAUGGCGAGACCGAGACAGCAGCCUCACCUGCUCCAUCAGAUCGCACUCUCACAAGCAGAAGAGAAGCUAGCACGGGUGCAAUGCGCCACAGCUUCGCGACUCUUCUCAAUGACCCUGGUCACUAG